AACAAGAAGUUUGUCGGACACCUCAACGUUCACGUCAUCUCUGCACGCAACCUGGUUCCCAUCGAGCCCAUGGUGAAGGUGGACAUCUUUGGAGCAGAGAGACCUUCGACCUACGUUAUCCUCAAAUAUGCCGGAAGCUUCAAGACAGAAGAAGGGAAUUCGUCACAUCACAAACAUUUCUCCAACGUCGUUAAGAAAGAUUUCAAUCCGCAGUACAACGAGAUGUUUCAGUUUGAGCUCUCGGAAGAGAAGUUUGACCUCCACAUCGAAAUCUUCCAGCAGAAUAAUUUCAGUGACGAUGAGCUUGUCGGCAAGGCAACCAUCGACCUCUCGCAGCUGCUGCAUGGCCAGAGCAUGGAGCUGGACGUCUACUUGGACCGGGAGGGAAGCGUCGUGGGGACAGUCAGGAUGCUCGUCUCCUUCAACUUCCUUCCUCUCCUCGCUGCUGCGGCUGCCAACACUCGCUCACUCCCUCCCAUUGACACCAGCCCUCCCUUCAGCCAGUUUCACCGCCAGGUUGAAGAUCUUUUUGGAAUCCCGAGGAAUGAGCGAUGAAACACGGGUGCUCUAGGGGAAGAGCGAGACCAGUAUUGACGGAAGGGAGGAGGAGGAGCAGGUGGGAACGACGAUGAUCCAACACAGAAAGAUCGCUGUUAACGAUUUCAUGUAAUCUAGCAGAACAAGACAACUUCACAAG
Guillardia theta CCMP2712 is the source of this 697-nucleotide messenger RNA. RefSeq lists its product as hypothetical. The transcript has 6 exons. NCBI's taxonomy places the organism in Eukaryota, Cryptophyceae, Pyrenomonadales, Geminigeraceae. The annotation marks the transcript as partial. The record is from RefSeq and is a predicted model, not a curated record.